Armigeres subalbatus is the source of this 663-nucleotide messenger RNA. RefSeq names its product N-alpha-acetyltransferase 20 (gene Naa20A). Gene Ontology annotation, molecular function: protein-N-terminal amino-acid acetyltransferase activity. NCBI's taxonomy places the organism in Eukaryota, Metazoa, Arthropoda, Insecta, Diptera, Culicidae. The record is from RefSeq and is a predicted model, not a curated record. Gene Ontology annotation, cellular component: NatB complex. Gene Ontology annotation, biological process: N-terminal peptidyl-methionine acetylation. The transcript has 2 exons. Bases 106 to 627 code for a protein of 173 amino acids.
CUUUUGUUUUUUUUUCUUGCAAAAGCACUUGCUGGUGGCGCCUGGUGGAUUAUUCAGAUAUUCUCCCUAAUUUAAUCCAAAAUUGUGUUAAUUAUUGUUGUUAAAAUGACCACAUUACGACCGUUCACUUGUAACGAUAUGUUUAAAUUCAACAAAGUGAAUCUGGACCCUCUGACCGAAACGUACUGCUUGGCAUUCUACAUGCAGUACUUGGCUCAUUGGCCGGAAUACUUUCAGGUGGCCGAAUCACCCAGCGGCGAAAUAAUGGGCUAUAUCAUGGGAAAGGCCGCAGGGCACGGCGAGAGCUGGCACGGGCACGUUACGGCUUUGACCGUUUCACCGGACUAUCGCCGACUAGGACUGGCCGCGACGCUUAUGAACUUCCUAGAAGACGUUUCGGAGAAGAAGCGUUGCUACUUUGUGGAUCUGUUUGUGAGGGUUAGCAACAAGGUGGCGAUCGACAUGUACACUAAACUGGGAUACAUUGUCUAUCGAACGGUGCUGGAAUACUACGUCGGUGAUCCGGAUGAAGAUGCUUACGAUAUGAGGAAAGCUUGUUCAAGGGACGUGUUCCGGAAAUCGGUGAUUCCCUUAACUCAUCCUGUACGCCCGGAAGAGGUGGACUGAUAGUAGUGAAAAUAAAUUGAUAAAUUGCAUGCAAAA